This is a messenger RNA of Culicoides brevitarsis, 4101 nucleotides long. RefSeq lists its product as uncharacterized. Gene Ontology annotation, biological process: pseudouridine synthesis. The coding region runs from base 69 to 3479 and encodes 1136 amino acids. Gene Ontology annotation, molecular function: pseudouridine synthase activity; RNA binding. The transcript has 5 exons. NCBI's taxonomy places the organism in Eukaryota, Metazoa, Arthropoda, Insecta, Diptera, Ceratopogonidae. The record is from RefSeq and is a predicted model, not a curated record. Gene Ontology annotation, cellular component: nucleus.
GAAGCGAGAAGACGUAAGAAAAAAGUGAUCCUGAAAUAAAAAUUGUGUGAAAAAUAAAAAUAAUCAAGAUGAGAACAAAGAUGCCAGUGAAAAAGGGAGCUCGCGUGUUCAAGAAAGGCAUGAACACGAAGAAAAAGAUGCUGAAAUCCCGCAAUGAGGUCGCUGUUAAAUUCAUCACCGACAUCAUCGCGCGUCACGGUUUGGAUUUUACCGCCAAACUCACCCAAAUUUUGCGGAUUCAUCAAGCAAACAAGCCACACACCUAUGACUCCUUUGGUCUCGUAAAUUUCGUGGAAAAAACUGAGGGGAAGCUCGUCGGUGAAAUUACCAACAAGCGCCCCGAUUUACGCGUCAUCGAAGUUGGCUUGGAUGGCAAAGAAGCAGCUAUCAAUCGUCUCGACGUUCCCGUUCAUCCCUUAGCAACUACCGCAGUUGCUGCUCUUGACAUCGUCAAAAACGGCUAUUUACCUGCCGAAAAGGUUAACGAAGUCGCCGAUUUCUUAAAAUCCGAGAAAUUCGGCAAGGAAGCUUUCGAAUUCGAGCUCGACGAAAAAGUCUCCGAAGAAAAUCGCUUGCUCGUUCGCAAUGUUUUGCAAGUUCGUUGCGGAAUUGACGCUCUCGUGUCGUUAACCGGCACAAAACUCACCGUCAAGAAAUUCGACGGCAAAAAGGACAAACGCAACGACGUCUGGAUGUGGGACAAACCAUUUGUUCGUUUCGUUUGCCAUCGUAACUUGCGUUAUGCGAACAUUUUGGAACGUGCUGCGAAGCAUAUCGGCGUUCCCGUAUCAAAAUUCCAAAAAACACGCAUGGAAAAUACCGCCGGAUACACUUUGCAAGUCUUGCAAUUGGAAAAAGUCGAGCCUGCGUUGAUUCAACAAGCGUUCGAACGCACAAUGAGCAUCGUUUCUGACUUUGAAUUCACCGAUCAGGUACUUGAGGAGGGCAAAUAUCAGGGUUAUCGCACGAAAGCUGUUGUGCGAAAACUCAAAAUGACCGAAGAAGAGGUCAAAAAAGCGCUCGAGGUUUACACGCAAAAGGGUUAUAUCAAUUAUUUCGGCAUCAGUCCGAACGAUUUGCUUCGUACGCCUCGUCAUGACAUCGGCAAACACAUUGUCAAGAACGAUUUUUCCACAGCUGGCAAGGCGAUUAUUCGUCCUCGUCCCUUGGAUCGCGACAUUUACGAAGAAUUGAAAGAAUUUAUCUUCGUUGCGAACGAUCCGCGUAUCGUUGUGCCCGCUUUCAAGUUCCUCAAGCUCAAGGAAUCCAAUGAUUUGACCGCGAAAAUUGUCACUGCAAUGGUCGACAAUCGCCAUGGAAAAUUGGAAGGCAAAUUCGCAACUCAAGCCUUUGCCAAGGCAAAUCCGCAACAAGUCAUGGAAUACACAGACGCCUUCCUGAAUGUCAUCUGGAACCAAACUGUCAACAAAUUAAUCGAAAAACGCGGCGGUUCGCUCAAACUUGCUGCCGGAGAUUUAGUUUUCGUCGACAAAGCUGCCGAAAAUUUCAUCUUGCACGAAUGUUCGCCAACGAGCAGUGUUUUGCGCGAUACCGUGAAAGAAGGACAAAAAUCCUAUGCCGAGUACGUUAAGGUACUCACGGAAGAUGAUGUCAAAUCAGGAAAAUAUUCCGUCUUUGAUUUACUCGUUCCCGUACUCGGAUUCGACGUAAAAUACCCCGAAAACGAAGUUUCAACCAUAAUUGACGAACUUUUGAACAAAAAUGACAUCAGCAGCAAGGAUUGGUUCCAAAAAGCCCAUUCCAAUACGAUUCAUGGCGUGCCCGUGACAUUCCGCGGAACUUAUCGCAAAGUUUUGCAAAAGCCCGUUAACGUCUCGUUCAAGAUUGAAAAGUACACGGACGAGAAAUUGCCACUUUUCUUGCAAGAUAUCCCGGUUCGCAAACGCGAAGAAGCUGAAAAAGCCGAAAAAGCUGAAGAAAAGAAAGAAGAAGUUAAGGAGGAGAAAAAAGAUGAAAACAAACCGGCGGAAGAAAAGAAGCCAGCUGAAGAACACGAUGCUCUGAUUCUGGACUUUUUCGUGCCAAAAGGUACGCAAACCGUUGUCGCGUUGCGCGAACUCUUUAAGAAAAACGAUUUUGGUGAUUUAGCUGCACCGUUUUCUGAGCGCAUCUCCGACAAGAAUUUCUCGAGUCGCUGCAAAGAGAAAAUGAAAUUUUUGCUUAACCAUUGCAAGCAUUUGCAGAUGCGCGGAGGCCCCGGAGGCAUGGGCGUCGUACCCAUGAUGCGAGGACCUCCAAAUAUGGGACCUCCCGUAUUCAUGGGACCCCCCAUGGGUCGUCUCAUGGGUCCCGAUCCGAAUGCUCGCAUCCACAUGUUGGAGCAAGAGUUGCUUAAUUUGAAGCGCAAAACGCAAAAGUUGGACAACACUCGUCCCCAACGUAAUCCGGGCUUCCGAGGUAACAAUAAUAAUAAUGCGGGCGGCGUGAAUGUCAAUCGCGGCAAUGCACGCCCCGGCAAUAAUACCAACAAUGGCAAUAACGUAAACGCCAGUCCUCAGAAGCAAGCCCAACAGCAAAACAAUAAGCAACAGCUUAAUAACAAAGCAGGUGCGAAUAAUCAGCAGCAGCAACAGCAUCAACAAAACAACCAGCAAAAUAACGCGAAUAACGUUUCGAACGCGAACAAUAAUCGCGGUCUGAACAAUCGCAAUGCGCCCUCUAACGUCAAUCGUAAUCGUAAUCAGCAGCAAGGUAAUCAAGGCGGAAAUAAUCUCCGCAAUAACCUUAACAAUCGUAAUGGCGGCAACAAUUUUGGCGGGAACAACAGACCCCAGCAGCAAAUGCAACAACUUCAGGACAAUAACUCGUCCUGGAAUAAUUCCGUGAAUCAAAAUAACUUUGGCAACAACCAGUUUAGAGGCCAAAAUCAAACGCGUGGCGGGCAACAACAAGCCCAAAAACGCAAUUCCGGUAACUUUAACGCGAAUAACGCAAACAAUCGCGGCGGUAAUGCCUUCGGCAAUAAUCCCCCCUUUGCCCAGCAAAACUUUAACAGUAACGAUAACAAUUCCGGCAAUAACUACAACGACGAUAACGACUUCACAAAUGACUUUAUUCCCCCGCCCAUGAAACGUAAUCGUUUCGAAAACAAUUCCGGCAACAAUAACGCCAAUAAUGCGAAUCGCGGCUUUGGUGGCGUCAAUCGCAACCAACAAUCGAACAAUUUCCAAAAUAAUAAUCGCGGCAACAAUUUUGGCGGGAACACGCAAAAUGGCGGUAACAAUCAAAACCGUUUCGGAUCUAAUAAUAACAGUAAUAAUAGCAACAAUGGCGGAAACAUUCAGGGUCUUUUCGAAAGACGCAAUGACUAUAACGAUUUCUCCAAUAAUGAUAACAGCAAUAGCUUUAAUAGUGGCAAUCGCGGAGGCGGCAAUUUGCUACAGAAACCCGCUUUCAUGGCAGGCGGAAAUCGAAACAAUUUUGGAGGCGGAAAUCGCCGUGGAAACUUUAACUUUUAAUUUUAUUUCACAACAAAAAUUGUAACAAUUUUUAUUAUUUUAGCUUUUUAAUGUUUCUCUUUCUUCUUGACUCUCACAAAAGAAAAGUCUUUACUUACAUAGAAAUUAAUUGUAAAUGUAUCAAAAGUGACAAAUUUUCUGUCCAUUAAAAAAAAUAUAAAAAAAAAUUAUAUUUAAAACUAAAAAUAUCCACAAAAAAAAAAUUAACUGAAAAAGAAACUUCCCCUUAGCAAAUAUUGAUAUUUAGCACAAUAAGUACUGUAACUUAAAAAAAAAACUAGUUUUAGUAACAAAAACAUGAUUGUAAUAUAAAAACUAUUAUAUUUAAAAAAAUAUUAUAUUUUACUCGGUUUCGAUUAGAAACCUACAAAAAAAAAUAUUUAAUCAAAGAAAGACAAGAAAAUAACUCAAAAAAAAAUGCUGUAUGCUGAUUUUAGGGUUUGGACUUUAGCGAGGAACAAACUUGAUAACUAAACCACCUUUUUAUUUUUUUAUUAUUUUUUUUUUAUUUCUUGACUAUUAAAUAUAUAUAUCUCGAUAGUAUUAGUGUGUUUUCUGCAUUGAGCUUUCAUUGUGUGAAAACAUUAACAUAACUAUUUAAAAUAAAAAAAACUUUAAAAAA